This is a messenger RNA of Meloidogyne enterolobii, 316 nucleotides long. The record is from the annotation of a GenBank genome assembly. Lineage: Eukaryota; Metazoa; Nematoda; Chromadorea; Rhabditida; Meloidogynidae.
GAUGACGCAUACUAUUUUAUUGAUUCAAUCAAGUGCAAAAGUGGACUCGAGAACAUGGAGCGAUUAUGAAACUUUGACAGACUGCAUGGAAGCAGUUUGCAAAAUUUAUGAGGAACAUCUUAAAAAAUUAAAUCCAGAUUUGCCAUGCAUUCAAUACGACAUCUCGGACCUUUUCAAAUUUAUUGAUCGUUUGGCUGAUUUGUGCUGUCUGGUUUUGGAUAAAAAUGUUUAUGUGCCUAAGGUUUGUUUGAGCUUUUACGGGAUAGUUUUGGGGGAUUUUGGGUUGUUUUUUAGGAAAAUAGGACGGGGAAGUUGA